UGCCUGUUUGGUUGGCGCUGCCUGCCUGAUAAAGCACAACAAAGCUUCCAGAGGGACAGGAAGGAUGGACGGCACGGCUGCCCCUAUCACGAAAUCUGCAGCUGCCAAGUUAGUUAAGAGAAAUUUCCUUGAGGCUCUAAAGUCAAAUGACUUCGGGAAAUUGAAGGCCAUUUUAAUCCAAAGACAGAUAGAUGUGGACACAGUUUUUGAAGUUGAAGAUGAGAAUAUGGUUUUGGCGUCUUAUAAACAAGGUUAUUGGUUGCCUAGUUACAAAUUAAAGUCUUCCUGGGCCACGGGCCUGCAUCUCUCUGUCCUGUUUGGUCACGUGGAAUGUCUUCUGGUGCUCCUGGACCACAAUGCCACGAUCAACUGUAGACCCAAUGGGAAAACCCCUCUUCACGUGGCUUGUGAAAUGGCCAACUUGGAUUGUGUUAAGAUUCUCUGUGAUCGUGGAGCAAAGCUCAACUGCUACUCCUUAAGUGGACACACAGCUUUACACUUCUGCACAACUCCAAGCUCCAUCCUCUGUGCCAAGCAACUAGUUUGGAGAGGGGCGAACGUGAACAUGAAGACCAACAACCAGGAUGAGGAGACGCCCUUGCACACGGCUGCCCACUUUGGCCUCCCGGAGCUGGUGGCCUUCUACGUGGAGCACGGGGCCAUCGUGGACAGUGUGAAUGCCCACAUGGAGACCCCGCUGGCCAUCGCAACCUACUGGGCCCUCCGCUUCAAAGAGCAGGAGUACAGCCGGGAUCAUCACCUCAUCUGCCGCAUGCUGCUGGACUACAAGGCGGAGGUCAACGCCCGGGAUGACGACUUUAAAUCUCCGCUCCACAAGGCGGCCUGGAACUGCGACCACGUGCUCAUGCACAUGAUGCUGGAGGCUGGCGCAGAGGCCAACCUCAUGGACAUCAACGGCUGCGCGGCCAUCCAGUACGUGCUGAAGGUCACCUCCGUGCGGCCCGCCGCGCAGCCUGAGAUCUGCUACCAGCUGCUGCUGAACCACGGGGCUGCUCGCAUAUACCCUCCACAGUUCCAUAAGGUGAUACAGGCCUGCCAUUCAUAUCCCAAAGCAAUUGAAGUUGUUGUUAAUGCCUAUGAACACAUCAAGUGGAAUGUGAAGUGGAAAAGAGCUAUCCCUGAUGAUGACUUGGAGAGACACUGGGAUUUUUACCACUCUCUCUUCACCGUGUGCAGUAACUCUCCAAGGACUCUCAUGCAUUUAUCACGAUGUGCCAUUCGAAGAACGUUACACAGCAGAUGUCACAGAGUAAUUCCUUUGCUUUCCCUCCCGUUGUCAUUGAAAAAGUACUUGCUUUUAGAGCCGGAGGGAAUCAUUUAUUAAGCCUUAUGAGGCAGAAGUUCCCAAUCCUAGAUCUUUAAGUGGACUCGCUGGGUAGACACAGUUUGCAUAAAUAAAAUGGUACUUGCGCUGAUUAUAACACCUCAGGGAUGUAAAAACACUUUGCAAACACUGUGUCAUUAAUCCUAGGGUAUCAUGGUGAGGGGAAAUAAACAAGAAGUAAAGUGAAGGUAUUCUCAAAAAUAAAAGCAUAUUCAGAAGGUACUGAUGUAACAAUAAUACUGUGUAUAGUGCACUUACUUGGUACCUGCUAUAAUUUUGUAAAAAUUUUCAUAUAUUAUCUCAUUUGAGAGGGGACCCAGGUUUUCUUACAACCAAUCUCAUUUUCUCUCCCUUAUCAGUAAUAAGUUUACAUUACCCUUCAGUUGCCAACAUGCAAGCCUCUGUGAUAGGCCUCUUAAUCUUUGUGUCCUCCACCCUCUCCCACUUAGCAGAAAUUACUGUUGCUAGUUUUGCCAACCCCUUUCCCCAUACCGAGCUCCUCAACUUACUUUCAGUGAAGAAAACGUGAACAUAGUCAAAACAAGGGGAUCUUGGAAGCAAAUUAGAAGUGAAAAACAAAGACUUAUCCACUUGAAAGUCGAAAUAUUCAUAUUAAUGCACUCUCACUGAGCCCAAGACCGGAGAUGCAAAGCUGAAUCCGAAGCAAGGACUCCAGCCCCCCAGGACGUCAUACUUUAGCAGAGGAUCCAGACAUUUAAGCUGGGAACUGCAGGGGCAGGUGUCAGGGGCAGGAGCGCAGAGGCAGAUUCAUUCUCAGUGCUUGCCUUUCAAAGUCAUGCUUCUUAUAUGAAGUGUGGUUUUCUUUGAAGCCUGAUGAUAAAGAGUGAAGGGGUAGUGUGAAGUGGAGGGGAUCUCAGGCUGCUGUGAGUGUGCAUGAAAAAGGACUCACUUUCAGUUUCCUGGCACAUCUAGAUAUUUUUAUUUUCGUAUCAUUUGCUGCAUUGUACUGUCCCAGGUUCCCUGGGGAAAAUAUUGCACACUCGAUGGCUCCCAUGUAUGUCACAAACAAGUUUUAGAAAGUGUGUGCACGGAAAUGUAUGAAAGGACUUCGUUUGGUUACUUCAGUCUUUUCAUGUAAGAGACUGACAUUUCAAAGCAUUUUAGCUAGAAGAUGAGAAUUUUGCUGGUGAUGGCUGGGUGCAGAAAGCACAUAGAGACACUUUGAAAAUAGUAGGAGUUUGAGAAACUUGGAAAGGCUAGUGUGUUGAUCAGGUUUGUUAACGGUUUGCAGAAAGAGAAAUGUAGAUGGCUAACCUUUGGAAUUCAUGGUUUAUGAGGCCACUUUUCACCUCACAUAUUUGUUCUUGCUAGUAGUCACUUUUAGAUAUGCUCAGAGACUUUCGGCAUUACGUUUUACAGCUUACAUCAGAAGUAAUUAAGCACAGAUAAAUCUAUUUGCCAGUUGUGAGCAGGAUUUUUUUCCAGGGCUGGGGUGUAUGUACAUGUGUAUGUUUUUCCAUCUUGUUGAAGUUUACAGGCUUGAGUUUUGAGUAGAAAUGAAGUCAAAUAUUCCACUCGCCUGCCAUCUAGACUGUGCUUCGCCUCUUGGGAUUUGCAUUCUCCUGGUGCUGUGUAGGAAAAAUAAUGUAGAUGCAAUAACCUUUCUAAAGUAUCAGUUCUACUCAGAUAUUUUGGGAGGAAUCUUUUGUACGGAAAUGAGAUCUGUAUUAUGGAAUAGAACACCGUAUAUGUGUGAACUAGUCAUAUAAAACAUGAUCUUUAAAAAAAACAGUUUACUUGCAGCAAGUUGUGUAGAACACAUUCUAGAAUGCCAGGUGGAGCUGUUGCCCCCCCCCCACCCCCACACCCUUCGCUAGUUUCAGGAGUAUUCUGGCGAAAUAUUUGUGAUCCUGACUUCAGCGGUAAUGCUGAGGCUGAGGACGAAAGGAGAGAGGAUGUUCCUUGCAUGGGGAAAUAACGUUUCUUAGGCUGCCCGCUGUGCUUAGGCUUUCUGUGUUAAUCUAGUGUAUGAUACAGAACAACUCAUUUUGGAUGGUUUAUUUGUAGAUUUAAAGUCGUUUCUCCUCAUCUUUGAACCUUCAUUUAGAGGACUUAAAUAAAGCUCUUCCCUUUCCUUUCA
Messenger RNA from Capra hircus (goat), 3446 nucleotides. It is a transcript of the gene ASB4, whose product is annotated as ankyrin repeat and SOCS box containing 4. The transcript is spliced from 5 exons. The record is from RefSeq and is a predicted model, not a curated record. Gene Ontology annotation, biological process: positive regulation of transcription by RNA polymerase II; intracellular signal transduction. Bases 65 to 1345 code for a protein of 426 amino acids. Gene Ontology annotation, cellular component: nucleus. NCBI's taxonomy places the organism in Eukaryota, Metazoa, Chordata, Mammalia, Artiodactyla, Bovidae. Gene Ontology annotation, molecular function: transcription cis-regulatory region binding; protein binding.